AUGACAUGCGAAACCGGCCAACUGAGAAAUUUCAUCGAAGAUCUCGGACCUGGGCAAGUGGUUGGAAGGCAGGCGCUCGGUGCUCGCUGCCUCGGCGAGAUUCAGCUCUCGCUCACCCAGAAGAAAGGCUACCUUGAAGUGGAGGUCAUACGUGCCAAAGACCUUAAACCGAAACACGGCACUAAAACCGUUCCAGCUUCCUACGUGAAAGUUUACUUGGUGAACGGAAAGAAGUGUAUCGCGAAGGCGAAAACGACGGUAGCGAGGAAAACGUUGGACCCGUUCUAUCAGAACUCGUUAACCUUUGGAGAAAAUUGUCGGGGUUGCAUACUGCAGGUGACAGUAUGGGGUGAUUACGGCCGAUUAGAAGGGAAAAAAGUGUUCAUGGGCAUUGCGCAGAUCGUGUUGGACGAACUGAACCUCAAUGAGAUGGUGUUCGGGUGGUAUAAGCUGUUUGGCAACAUAUCCCUGGUCAGUGGACCUCCAUCCUUACCUUUGUCCCGUCAAUCCUCGGUUACGUCCUUAGAGUCUUUUAACAUUUAA
Molecule: messenger RNA, 543 nt
Organism: Heterotrigona itama
Lineage: Eukaryota; Metazoa; Arthropoda; Insecta; Hymenoptera; Apidae
Source: the annotation of a GenBank genome assembly